AUGGCCACUGCUAAGUCAAAGGUAAAGGCAAAGGCAAAGGCGAUGAAGACCAAAAAUACGCAAACCUCUCUAUUGGAGGCUAGUCGAAAACGGCCAGCCUCAAGCACACCCCCGGCAGAGGCUCACUCUCCCAGUCAGGUGAGGGCGAAGAAGACGAAAGGCGACCCAGACGAAGGCAAUCGGGACUCCAAAGAGGAAGCCCCCUUUGCCAAACCAGUCAAUAGUACAACCGAGGAUCGGGAGAAGCACAUCAAGGAGCUAGAGAAGAGAAUUGAGGACCAAGCAGCUACCAUCGGGACACUCAGAUCGGACAGAACGUUCAUGCAUGGGGCUUAUGAACACUGGCCCCCAAUCUACAUUGGGGAGUGGCCAAAUAGGUUGAUUGGGCUAAUGUCCACUUGCAAGAAUUGGAAAUACGAGUUUGGCUUCUAUUCCACCAGGGGCAAAUACGAACACCUGUCUAAAGAGCAAAAGAAGCAAGUGAUUGCUAACAUGGAGGGAUAUGUCAUCCAAGAUGACUUUGACAAGAUCGUCCCGCGGCUGCCCCCUAAUAUACGCUGCAAUAUCCUGGCAAUCUUUGCCGGGAUAAUCGUGGUCAAGGAGAUUCUCAGUCUAUUCUUCACAAAUCCGUUCUGGUACCUGGAAUGGCCCGAUAGUCAGAGCUCAAACGAUGGCGAAGGGUCUGGUGUAGAGACGCCUUUUGGUGCUCAGCUUAACCACUUAUACCAAACUUUCCUCAACAAGGCCAAGAUCAAGCAAGUCGUUGCGGCUAGACUAGCCGACAAGAGCUUUCAGUGCCUGCUCAAAGACACCGAGGACGAGAUUCGGAUUCGAGAUAGAGAGACACUUCUCAACAGUGUUUACAAGAAAGGGGCUGAGCUAGCAGUGGCGAUGGCCACAUCACAACCGGACCUGGAAUGGCGAACUCUAGAAGAUUUCCCGCCCCUAUUUUAUCGUAAUUCAAAGGAGGUUGGGGCAGCCCACAUCCAUGGGCUCAUGGAACGGGAGUUGAGACUUGAUGGGCAUCGAGUGCUCGCCGUGACUGAACCAGCUUUCUGGCAAGUUGGAGGAUGGAACCGAGAUGGCAAGGAUAAAGUUAUCCUUAAAGGCAGUGUUCUUGUGGAUGACCCCAUAGGACUUCCCGAAGAUGCUUUCUCAACGGAUGAAGAUGUGAGGGCGAAAAGGAAGCAGAGGCAGGCCAAACGGGCGGCCAAGAAAGCUGAGGAAGGCGACAAAGAGAAACCACCGCCGAAAGGCAAGGCAAAGAAGGCGACCAAGAAAAAAAGUUGA
Molecule: messenger RNA, 1290 nt
Organism: Aspergillus candidus
Lineage: Eukaryota; Fungi; Ascomycota; Eurotiomycetes; Eurotiales; Aspergillaceae
Exons: 3
Coding region: 1-1290 (429 amino acids)
Source: RefSeq, a predicted model, not a curated record